Messenger RNA from Parascedosporium putredinis, 633 nucleotides. NCBI's taxonomy places the organism in Eukaryota, Fungi, Ascomycota, Sordariomycetes, Microascales, Microascaceae. The record is from the annotation of a GenBank genome assembly.
AUGAGGAAUCUUGCAGAUUCUCUAAGGCAGCAAAAGAAGUAUAAGGAAGCCGAAGAUCUCUACCAGCAGACCCUCGACCUAUCCACAUAUACACAUGGAUCCAAAACGCCUGAAACCCUUGCUACUAUGAAUCAUCUCGCAAAUACCCAAUCCUCCCAAGGGAAGUAUAAGGCGGCUGAAGAUACCUACUUGCAGGCCGUAGAGCUCGCGGAAGAUCUACAUGGACCUGAAGCCUCCGGAACCCUUACUAUCAUGAACAAUCUCGCAGACUGCUUACAAAGUCAGGGGAUGGUGAAGGAGGCCGAGGAACUGUCCCGGUACACCCUACAGCUCAGAAGAAAAGCGGCUGGACUUGAAGCCGCUGACACCAUUAUGAAUAUUCAUAACCUCGCAGAUUCCCUAUUCGCGCAGGAAAAGUAUAGGGAAGCUGAAGAUCUCUACGAUUCGGCCCUACAGCUAUGGAGAAAAGCGCGUGGACCAGAAGCCCCCGAAACCAUCACUGCUAUGAAUAAUCUCGGGCAUUCCCUCUACAAACAGAAGCAGUAUAAGGCGGCCGAAGAGCGAUGGCAGGAAACCCUACAGCUGCAAAAAGAGUCUUUGGACCUGAAGCCCAUAAAACAGCCCAGACUAUGA